CUCCAUUCCAUCGACUCACCAACCGACAAUGCUGUCAAGAAUACGAAACUGGCUGCGGAAGGACGACUUGCCGGGAGGCUACGAGCUGCUGCCAGCCAGCGGCGCAGACCACGAUCAGCGGGCCCACCACCUAGCGACGCUCCCCCACGUCCCGGCCCCCAUCCCUCCCGCGUCCUACGCCAUCGCGCUCGUAGAGUUCGCCGAGCGCGCGUCGUACUAUGGCGUAGGGGGCGUCUUCACCAACUUCAUCCAGCGGCCGCUGCCGCCUGGUGGGAACGGCGCGGGCGCGCCGGCCGAGGGGAGCGAGGCGACGCCUGGCGCGCUGGGACGGGGGCUGCAGGUGUCGACUGCGCUCACGGGGCUGUUCACGUUGCUGGCGUUUACGACGCCGUUGCUUGGCGGCGCGCUCGCCGACAUGCGAUGGGGCAAGUUCAAGACUAUCGUCAUUGGUACCGCCAUCGCAGGAAUCGCGCACGUCGUGCUCGUGUAUGCCGCGCUCCCAUCCGUGCUGCAGGCCAACAUGGCCUUCUUCCCCUUCCUCGUCUCGCUCCUCCUCCUCGGCGGGUCCACUGGUCUGAUCAAGGCCAACAUUGCGCCGCUCAUGGCAGAGCAGUACACCCCGGAGGGUGACUACCUCGCGACGCUGGCCUCGGGCGACAAGGUCAUCGUCGACCGCGAGGCAACGAUUCAGCGCAUCAUGUCAUCAUACUACCACUCGAUCAACCUCGGCGCGUUUGCCGCCAUCGCGUCUACCUUUGCCGAGAAGUACGUGGGCUUCUGGCUCGCCUACCUCAUCCCCGGCGCAAUAUUCCUCCUCAUGCCGCCGAUCCUGUAUGCAGUGUACCCUCACCUCGCUCCUGCGCCGCCGCCCUCGUCAUCCCCCUUGGUCGACGCAUACCACCUUGCGCGGCGCGCCGUCGCUGCCAAGCCUGGCGACGAGAGGGGCGAGCGCGAGCACGGCAGCAGGGACGAAGCCGAGGCGGCACAGGCACUCGAGGCGUGCAAGCUCUUCGCCUUCUUCGCGAUCUACAACAUCGCGGACGGCGGGCUCAACUCGCUCAUGACGAGUCUGGCGGGCUCGAUGACGACGCAUCACCCGCUAAUCCGCAGGAACCCCUUCGCCAUCGUCGUCUCCAUCCCCCUGCUCAACAAGUUUGUCUAUCCCGCCCUCGAGGCGCGGCGCAUCGCUCACGGACCCGUCCGACGCGUCGUCGUAGGCUUCAUUCUCGCGGCGGCCGGCAUGCUGUGGUGCGCACUCAUCCAGUGGGCGGUGUACCACACCUCGCCGUGCGGGUACUCUGCGACGAGUUGUGAAGAGGUGUCGCCUCUGAGCGCAUGGCUCGUUGUCCCUGCCCCGCUCCUCGCAGGUCUGAGCGAGUCGAUCGCCGUUGUCAGCGCGCUCGAGCUCGCGUACACCAUGUCACCUGCUGGCCUCAAGUCCAUCGUCACCUCGCUCUUCCUCUUCACCCAGGCCAUCUCUGCCGGUAUUGUCCUCAUCUUUGUGCCUGUCAUGCGGGACCCGGCCCUUGUGUGGCCGUUCUUCCUCACUGCCGCAUUCACUGCCCUCGCCAGCGCCGGCGUGUGGAAGCGCUUCAAGUACCUCGACACGGCGGCGCACUAG
Molecule: messenger RNA, 1621 nt
Organism: Vanrija pseudolonga
Lineage: Eukaryota; Fungi; Basidiomycota; Tremellomycetes; Trichosporonales; Trichosporonaceae
Product: Peptide transporter PTR2
Exons: 11
Coding region: 29-1621 (530 amino acids)
Biological process (GO): transmembrane transport
Cellular component (GO): membrane
Molecular function (GO): transmembrane transporter activity
Source: RefSeq, a predicted model, not a curated record